CGAAGCGGCGAGUGGACGAGUAGGUGAAUAGUUGGUGUGCCGCACGGCAUCAAAAAAUUCAACAUAACAGUAAACACACGCGCUCCUCGGUGCAUACUCGAAGUCGCACGAAAUUAGAAAGAGUGAUGUCCGACCCAAAAAAAAGUAGACACCUAAAUAUAUUUAAUUUUCAUAUAAACACAUGAAAAACGUGUCGUUGUGUACUCUUUGUGCCCUCCUCGUUCUACGUACAUGUUGAAAAACACAAGCACAAAACAUAAACGAAAAUUCAAAAUCGAAACGGUAACAGAUAACGAGCAUAAUAUGGCAUACAUUGCCCGCCAAGGCGGCAAUUGAGAAAUUUUCAAUAAAGUGAAAGUAAAACACCUUCGCCUUUUUCUUUGCCUUCGACCUGCUGCAACGACGACAACGACGAGAGCACACGGUGACCCAGUCACUCGUUGAGACGUCGCCUGCCAUUAUCAACAACUGACCAAUGCCAGAGGCUAGUCAUUGCACCCGAUUGUCGGACAGCGGACAGAUGCUGACAAUAAACAAUAAUACAAGUACAUACUACAUACUCGUAUGUCUAUGAAAAGCAAAAAUCAAAAUACCGACUUCGGUUGUUGCAUUUGAAAUUCAGCAAUUAAUUGAAAUAGAUUAUAAAUACUUGCACAUAUGUAUGUAUGUAUGUAUAUUCAUACAUACAUACAUGCAAAACAAGUUCAAAUUUAAGAUCAAGUUCAGUGUCGCAAUCCUCCAUGUGCACUGCUUUCUAACAGCGCCACAGCGACGGAUAUGAAUUUUAUUUUUAGUUCCAUUCUGAGCUGCAAAGACGCCACAACCACAAAUUACUUGAUAACGCCAGUGUUUUGAGCUCACAUCAGUAGAAGGCAAUCACGUGGUACAUCUGGAAGUCCCGUGCUGCACUGCAAGUGUGUUCUUUUUAUUGUGAAUGCUUAAUACAGCUGUGAUACAAAUAUAAUGACUCGAAAGAAUGAAAAUCCUGAAAAAACAAAGGAGCGCAUCAGCGAGAAUGGCAUGAAAGAUCUGCUCACGAAACAGUUGGAAAUUGUGGGAAGUGGUGGUGCUUUUGUUUGGGCGCUCUUCUUCCUGUGCAUCACACCAAAUAUUUUGAACGGUUUUCAUGUGUCCUCCUACACAAUACUCGGGCAUUUACCCGACGAUCAAUGGUGCGGCAUCGACGACUUGGAUCGCUCCAACUGGACACUAGCUCAAAAGCGCAGCAUAGCCGAGCGCGAGCUGAAAUCGGGUGGCUGCACCGUCUGGGAUUGGGACUACAAGGAAUUGAGUCGAAUGUCCUAUGAUGCGGCGCUCAACUACACCAACCACAUGGCCGAGAUCAAUCAGCCUUCUAUAGUAUCCUGUAAAGUGAAGGGCAACUACGAGUAUGCUCACCCAGAAAGUACUUUUGUGGCGGACUGGGAGCUGACCUGCGAUAGAAGCAUACAACGCACCUCAGCACAGGUUGCCAUAUCGCUGGGGAAGUUUUGUGGUUCCUUUUCCUUUGGAAUUUUGGCUGACAAGUUUGGACGCAAAACCGCAUUUACACUUGGGGCCGCCUUCUUUUUAGUGGGCAGCUUCUUUUGCACAUUUUCUCCCUGGUACAGUCUUUUCCUGAUUGGACGUUUUACCUUAGGUGCUGCUUCAUCUGGCUUGUUCUACCCUGCUUUUACGAUGAUUGUUGAAAACAUUUGCCUGAAGCAUCGUUCCUGGAUGUCAAUUGCUUUCUCGGCCUCCUAUCCUGUUGGCAUGAUUUUGUUAGCCAUUGCCGGCUACCUCAUACAACCCUGGCGCUAUUUGCAGCUAGCUCUCAGCAUUCCAGCAUUACUCCUCAUACUUAACUGCUACUUGAUGGAUGAAUCGCCGCGUUGGCUCAUUACGAAGCAGCGGUAUGAGCGCGUCUAUCGGAUUCUGUUUAAGCAGCCUAGCCACUAUGAGGUAGAGGGAGCAUCGCCAGUUUCCAACGUGAAAGAAAUCGUCACCGAUAAGAAGCCGCUGGAGCCGGAAGAAGAUGUCUCACUGUGGCAGAAAGUAAAAACUGGCCCGCUACAUUCUCUCAUCGAGCUCUAUGCAUCUCCCAAAGUACGAAAGCUGAUCUUUACGUCCUACUUCAUGUUCUGUGUCACAUCGCUAAGCUAUUACGUGACGGCUCUCAAUGCUGCGAACCUCUCGGUCAGUCGCUAUCUAUAUCUGAUCAUUACGGGUAUUGUAGAUAUUCCCUCUUAUCUCCUGCCCGUUGUGAUGCUACGCUUCACGGGGCGACGCAUCACCACAAUGUUCCUAUUCAUGUUGACCGGAAUUUCGCUAUUGCUGGUAUUGGCCGUGCCGGCAGGCAGCACCACAUGGAUAGUUUCGUUUGCCAUGCUCGGUCGGUUUGGCAUCAGCGCCACUUAUUCUGUUGUUACAUUAUAUACGGCGGAGUUGUAUCCCACUGAGAUCCGCAACUCGGCGCUCGGCACCUGCUCAACGUGGGCGCAUGUUGGUUCCAUUUCGGCGCCCUAUGUAGUCGAUGUUUUGGGUCAAAACUUCGGCUGGUACAUUCCAACAACAAUAUGCGGCUGCUGCGUUCUAGUAGCAGGUCUGCUUACUCUGACACUGCCCGAGACGGGAACGGGAAAACUCUCCGAUCGAAUCGAGGAUACGUCUGCCAAUGAAACGGCAAUCGUUAAAUCGUCAACCGAAAAGCCUGAAAUGUAGCAGUUUACAAAUUCGUAGAUAUAGGGGCCAGCUAGUGGGCCAACCUGCUUUGUUAGCAUCGUUAGAAACAUGUAGUAAUCAUGUUGUAAUACACUUAAGUGCAGUACUGUAGUCUGAGUUUUCGUACUCGUACUAUGUUUUGUAUAUCAUGUUCGUAAUUGUUCUCUAUUUAAUUCGUAUAAUGAAUAAAUUAUAUACACUUGA
Molecule: messenger RNA, 2904 nt
Organism: Scaptodrosophila lebanonensis
Lineage: Eukaryota; Metazoa; Arthropoda; Insecta; Diptera; Drosophilidae
Product: organic cation transporter protein
Exons: 7
Coding region: 964-2700 (578 amino acids)
Biological process (GO): transmembrane transport
Cellular component (GO): membrane
Molecular function (GO): transmembrane transporter activity
Source: RefSeq, a predicted model, not a curated record